AGAGGUCAUAGUAACAGGUGACGAUUAGAGGAACGUACAAACAAAAUGAGUGCAGCUAGGCCUUUAAUACGAAAUUCAGCCACAUUAAUUUUAGCUGCUAGAAACAGCCAACUUAAGAGCGCCUUUGACUGGAGGGUCUUGUUACUGGAAAGAGCCGCUAAAAGUGCAUUUAUGCCUAGUAUGUAUGUUUUCCCUGGUGGUGUAAUCGACAAAGCUGACUUUUCUAAUGACUGGAUGGAACUAUUUAAAGAGUCCUUCACCAAGUUUGGCACAAACUUCACAUCCCUUGUUGAUAUUCAAGGACCACGCCCACCUGUGGUGAAGACAUCUAGAGCUACAGGUUUACCAAGUGAUAUCGCGUUAAGAAUUUGUGCCAUCCGAGAGACAUUUGAAGAGUCUGGCGUUCUUUUAUUAAAGAGCUUCUCUUCUGAUAAACAAUACGAAAAUCUUGAAAUAGAUAAAGUUCGAAAUUGGAGGAAAGAAGUGCAUGCAGAUGCCUCCAUGUUUUUCACUAUGUGUAGGAAAUUUAAAUGUGUUCCUGAUGUGUGGGCCCUGAGUGAGUGGUCAAACUGGCUGACACCUGCUCAUUUACCCAGACGAUACGACACAAUGUUCUAUAUUGCCUUUCUUGAUGAGGAACCAUUAGCACUCCAUGAUGACAAGGAGAUGACUCACUCAAAGUGGAUGAUUCCAGCUGAAGCUGCUGCAAAGUUUAGGGCGCGCAAGAUCAAGAUUGGAUUCCCUCAAGUUUAUGAGCUGUUAAGGUUUUGUCGAUUUCCAAAGUGGGAGGACUUUCAAUCUUUUCAGCAAAACCGUGCUUCAGAUGGAUGCGAACAAUGGCUUACUAUUGUAACACAGUGUGUUGACGGUACUCUGGUUGUAUUUCCACAUGAUGAUCUUUAUCCAUCUUUGCAAAAGAGAGUCAUGGAAGAAUUAACCAAAAGUACAAUGGGACAAAUUUCACUUUUUAAUCAAUCAGAGACACUAGCGCAGUUAAAUGCGAAGGGAACAAAUUUUAAUCGAUUGUGCCUUGUGUCCGGUGUUCCAUACAACUUGACGAUUAAUGUGCAACUUCCUCAUGGACAGUGCUUACCAGUGGUGGAUUUUGAAAGGAUUAAUGAACUUGCUGGAGACUCAGUUGAGUCACAUCUCUGA
This is a messenger RNA of Pocillopora damicornis (cauliflower coral), 1155 nucleotides long. Its product is annotated as acyl-coenzyme A diphosphatase NUDT19. NCBI's taxonomy places the organism in Eukaryota, Metazoa, Cnidaria, Anthozoa, Scleractinia, Pocilloporidae. The record is from RefSeq and is a predicted model, not a curated record. Gene Ontology annotation, cellular component: mitochondrion. Gene Ontology annotation, molecular function: hydrolase activity, acting on acid anhydrides, in phosphorus-containing anhydrides.